UCCAGCAGCUCUCCAUCCUUAGGACCUUUACCGGCGCCGCAUUCAUUCUCGUCAUCAAGCCGUAGGGCGCAUCUUCCGCAGUAUCUAUAUCCGCAGAUUCACAGCGCUGUAGCAUCUAUUCGAGACGCGAGACGCGACUCCCCGAAUUCCGUACGCAUCUGCACCUUCACGACCAUUAUCAACGCCUUGUUAGUUAGUUAGCAAAAACAUCAUCAAUUCACGUCUACGAGCUUUCGAUCCUCCCGCAGGUCUACCGUCGCAAUGCCUCCCUCCGCGCCAUCGACACCGAACCUCAAACGCAAGCGAUCCUCCUUCAUCUCUCCCACCGACCAAACGAUUGUGACUUUGAAAGUCGGGCCCGAUGGGACUCCAUACAAUGUGCAUUUGGAGCUAUUAUGCGGAUGUUCUGAAUACUUCCGAGGCCUCUUCAAAGGUGGCUUCAGGGAAGCCGAGGACCGCACAACCACUGUGGAAACCAAUGUUCGGACGAUGCAGAUACUCAUGAGGUGGCUCUAUACUCAGAAACUAGAAACUCAGCAUAUACCCAGGGGCAAUAAACCUGAGUGGCAACUCCAUAGUUCCGAACUUCUCGAUUUAUACGCAUUUGGAGAUCGCUAUGACGUCCCAGAGCUACGUAACGAUACUAUGAGAUACAUUCAGAUACAGUAUGGCCAGUCUAGCAUCCAAAGGCUGCCGACAUCGUAUAUACAUCAGGCUUUCGAGAAGCUGCCAGCGUCCUCAACACUUUGCCGAUGGCUCAUCCAGCACUUUGCCCAUUAUUGGGAUCCAGAAAAAGACACGGAUGACGACGUCGCUGACUACAAAAACAUGCCGCAGGAGUUCCUUCUAGGGGUGGCACUUAUCUGUUUGAAGCGAUUGGUACGUUUGCAGCCCAGGGGUAGUACAAACCACCGUAUGGCCGGCGGAGAAUUCAAUGUGGACCCCUGCCAUUUCCACGAGCACGGCGAUGAGGAUUCGACCGCGCUUUGCGUCGAAGAAUCGGCUAGGCUAGCUGAGCUAAGACGCAAAGAGAAGUCCGGCAAUAUAACCCCCGUGCCUGCUAAAAAACCGAAGAUAACGAUCGAAUCCCGGAUAUUUUCAUCCUGAUCAUAAAAUGCUCUAAGUUAACCUUGUCGCCAGAUGAAUUCAUCAUCUAUAAUCUACUGCAAUUUUGGUUUCAUCUUGACGAGUCGGACUUGUACUUGGUUAGAUAGUUUUGGAGUAAACGGCGGUACUUUGGGUGGGGGACGAGAAUUUGGCGCUCAGGACCUGCUAAGCAUCGUCACUUCAAC
Mytilinidion resinicola is the source of this 1292-nucleotide messenger RNA. RefSeq lists its product as uncharacterized. The record is from RefSeq and is a predicted model, not a curated record. The transcript has a single exon. NCBI's taxonomy places the organism in Eukaryota, Fungi, Ascomycota, Dothideomycetes, Mytilinidiales, Mytilinidiaceae. Gene Ontology annotation, molecular function: protein binding. The coding region runs from base 262 to 1107 and encodes 281 amino acids.